GCUACUGAAAGAUAGUGAUGCAGGCAGAAGCUUGCUAGAUCGAAGCCCAUCAGGUUCUUUCUUUUAAAAAACAAUACUUUAAUCAAAAUCAAAAUUUUUAUUCGCCUGUUACCAAACCCAUCCAUUAAUCAUGGUUCGUUUGGACGAUAUUUUGGUGGACAUUGGUCAGUUUGGGUCUUUUCAGAAGAGGGUUUUUGCCAUCUUAUGUCUGAUUGUUUUCACUUCCUCGUGGCAGUCAAUGAUUACCGUUUUCCUUGCAGGAACAUCGGACCACUGGUGCGCGGUGCCACAAUGGAACGACUUCGACUGCAGCGCCGCCGGACUCAGCGACAAAUCGUGCAUGCUCGCUAUGAAGAACGCCAGCAUACCCGUCAACUAUACGACCGACAACGAACUCGUGUACGCGCAGUGCGUGAAAUACAACGUGUCUGGUGUGGCGUUUGAUCCAAGCGUCGAUCCAUUCAAUGACCACAGCUGGCCGACAUCUCAAGUCAUCGAAUGCGACGACGGAUGGGUGUACGACAGAAGUCAAUACAAAUCGUCCAUUGUCACUGAUUAUGACCUGGUGUGUGACAAUGGAGAUCUCUUUCAAGUAUCUCAAUCCGUUUUCUACGCCGGAUAUUUAGCCGGUUCGAUUAUCAACGGUUCACUGGCCGACGUCGUGGGACGAUGGUGGACGUUAAUGGUACUAAUGGUUGUUCGGCUUGUUGUCGGUGUUGCUUUGGCAUUCUCACCAAACUGGUGGGUAUUCACUGUUCUCCGGUUCUUCCAGGGGUAUGCUGCCAUCUCCAUCUACAUUAUCUCUUUCAUCGUUGGAACUGAGUUCGUCGGGCCAUCGAAACGUAACGUCACUGGUAUAAUGUUCGUAGUACCUUUUGCUAUUGGCUACGUGCUUCUUGCGGGAAUUGCGUACUUUGUGCGAUACUGGAGAACCUUAGAGCUAAUUUGCGCUUCGCCAGCACUUAUCUACAUAGUCAUGAUGUUCUUUCUUCCAGAAUCUGUGCGUUGGCAAAUAUCGGUGGGAAGGUACGAUAAAGCAGAAAAGACCCUGGCAAAAAUCGCAGACUCCAACAACAAAUCUCUGUCAGGUCCGAUCUUCAGCAAUGAAUUCAAGAAAGAACAAGAAGUUGCACCGAAGGAAAGAAGAGCCACAGGAAUAGAUUUAUUCCGAUAUCCUAGAAUGAGACUAAGAACCAUCAACCUUAUUUUCAACUGGAUGGUGAAUGCUAUGGUUUACCACGGUCUAUCAUUAAAUACUUCUAACCUCGGUGUCAACGACUACGUCGCUUUCGCAGUCUCAGGAGCCGUCGAGGUACCGGCAUACUUAAUCUCCGUGUUCGCCAUCGAGAUCAAGGUCAUCGGUCGGAAGAUAAGCCUCAGCAUAUGCUUGUUGGUAGGCGGUGUCGCCUGCCUCUGUACAACUUUCAUACCACCUGGGGCAGCACUCACAUCCGUUGCCAUGAUUGGUAAAUUUGGAAUUUCAGCGUCAUUUGCGAUCCUGUAUCUCUAUACUGCGGAACUCUACCCAACCAACAUUAGGAGUGCGGCUAUGGGUAUGUGCUCGAUGUUUUCACGCAUCUCUGGUAUACUGGCGCCACUCAUACUCACACUGGCAAGGAUUUGGACUCCACUUCCACUGGUCAUCUACGGAUCUGUCUCGGUCAUUGCCGGUCUCCUCACCCUCUUCCUCCCCGAAACGUUGGGGCAGAAACUUCCCGAGACCAUCGAAGAAGGCGAAAAUUUUGGGAUAAAUUCUGACGAGGACAAAUCCUCCUCUGGUAAGAACGGCAUCUACAUUCUCAAUCAGGAGGGUAAAGAAGAUAAGAAGGAUAAAGAGGAGAAGGGUGUGUUCACAACUAUGGAUUACGAUAAUCCUUCAUUUAAUACCCAGGACGAGAAAUAUGACGGCAAAAGUGAGAGUAGCGUCCAAGUCGACCUGUCCUAAAAAUUUAAUCCCACAAACAAGAGAUAAAAAAAAUCAAACUUCACUGCAAUUAUUGUUCAAUAUUUGAAUUCAUAAAAUGCUUGAAAACGAGCUAAUAAUUUUGGGCCACUAUAAUGUUACGUUUAGAUAAGACAUUUUAUUCCGUCAUAAAAGAAACCUUUUCAAUAUAUCAUACACAUGUAAAUGUACUCCUUGUAUUCUAGAAAGCCCAGAGAAGGACUAUAUUUUCCUUGGUUUAAGCCAAUACACUCUUAAAAUGUUGAGCAAUAUACUGCAUGUCCAUCUGUGUUGGGUAAGUUAUGUUGAUAAAUAUAUAUAUAUUCUGGGCAUUUAUUAUAUUGAGCAAAUUUAUUACCCAAUUAUUAGUUUUUAUUAUCCAAUUUUGGCAGAUUUUAACAUUUUCUGCCCAACUAUCUUAAGCGUGUAGCCACCUAUAAUCAGGAGAUUUCCUGUAUAUGAUCCUAUGCUAGUAUAGGCUAAUAAGAAUGUUCGUCCGAAUAUUCUAAACUGGCAUACAAGUUCACGUAAUUUUUCUACCCAUCAAGAAUAUCAACAAACAAAAAAAAAAGGCUAUAUGCGAUCAUGAAAGUUCAACUGUGCGUUUCAGCCAACUAAAAAAAAUGUGUUGGGAGAAGAUAUUAAAAAUCUCAACUUUUGAUUUAAAAAUUCAACACACAGAAAAAAUUAUAUUGAAAGUUUUUGGGAUUGCUGAAAUUUUCAAAGUAAAACUGUAGUGUUUAAAAAUCAUAAUUUCAAAUAAAACUAAUGUUGCGUAUUUUUGUAAACCAAACAUUUCGUAUAACAUAUAUGCUGUUAAAUUUAAACUAGGUUUGACAAUUCUUAAUGUAACUAAAACAGUCAAAUUUCUAAGUCUAAUUUUAGAUGAUAAAUCAACUUUUACUAAUCAUCGUUUACAUGAUUAAUAGAUAUGCUCCCAUUAAUAUUGUAAAUAUUUUCAAUAUAACUAUAACUUUAAUACACCGAUACAAUACUCGCUCUGCUAAUAACUUUCAUUACCCUAAAACAGCUUCAACCCUAAUCUGGAAUAAUCUCAAUGUAUACCUUUUUUCAUGUUCAACUGUUUCUUCGUUUAAAUGCAAACUCAAAAAGAUCAUUAUUUGUACCUGUGCCUAAUUUGAACUCAAACUCACCUCAUAUGAUGUUCGGGUGUGCUUUUGUGUGUGAUGACGACGAUGUUUCUGGGUGUGUGUGUGUGUGUGUGAUUGUGCAUAUUUCGCCUUUUCCCCUCUUUAUCUGAUGUGUAUUAAUUACUUUGUUUUUUGGAGCCUUCUUAUUUUCAAGUGUUAACUUUUUGUUGCCCUCCUUUUCUUGUAAUGAUAUUUUUAUAUACGAAUGUACAAUUUGAUGAUGUUUCAAUGAUUGUCAAGAAUAAAUUGAAAUUAAAUUGAAUUUGUAAUUGAAAUCCAUGUACUUAACAAUUUUCCUUGUCAUACUCGCCAGGUGUGUGUUUUAUAAAGCCGCUCGUAAAGUUCUGCAAGAUUUAAAGCACGACUAGCAUGACUAGAAUAUUCUUUAAUGAUCUUAACUAAAGCUUUCGUCAUCAUGAUAUUAUUGUUAUAAUCAUAAUACACGAGGAAUAUGAAGUAACCCCCUUUGAAUAGGUUUUGCACUAUUUUUAAUAGAUCAUUUAGUGAAUUAGAAUUAAAGAAAUAUAUAUAUUUUUCGAGGAUGUCGAAAAACAUGGAUAAUAAUACAUCGACGUAUGUCAAUUUAAUAAAUUGCACUAAGUGGGGCUUU
Molecule: messenger RNA, 3703 nt
Organism: Lytechinus pictus (painted urchin)
Lineage: Eukaryota; Metazoa; Echinodermata; Echinoidea; Temnopleuroida; Toxopneustidae
Product: organic cation transporter protein-like
Exons: 11
Coding region: 131-1945 (604 amino acids)
Biological process (GO): transmembrane transport
Cellular component (GO): membrane
Molecular function (GO): transmembrane transporter activity
Source: RefSeq, a predicted model, not a curated record